Messenger RNA from Danaus chrysippus (African queen), 609 nucleotides. The record is from the annotation of a GenBank genome assembly. Lineage: Eukaryota; Metazoa; Arthropoda; Insecta; Lepidoptera; Nymphalidae.
AUGCUGUACGACGACAUGUCCAAGCUGAUGCUGCUACUGUGUUUUGCAUUGCUACACACAGCGGUAAUAACCGCGAAAACUCACGACAAAACAAAUGGUCCGAACUGCCAGAAUUUCUCCCAAGGAGUGACAUUCAAUGAGUCGGAGGCGAUCGGCACGUGGCACUUACUGCACUUUAUAACUGAGAAGGAAAAAGGCUCGGGUGACCCGCACUGUGUUGAGUUUAUCCCAGUCGAUGAACAGGAAAGAAACAAGUUACAAGAUCGCAUCGGUAAAUACGUUGAAAAUCUCAACUGGGAUACAAUUUCGCUUAAAAUGGAAAUACCUUGCAAAAGUUUAAACAGCAAUAAAACCAGAGAUUAUUACUUGGAGAGGCUGGAGAAUAACGGAUCUUAUAGGACCCUACAAAUGCCACCAGCGUCAGCGAAGUUAGAUCUAGCUGAAUUCCACCGUUAUCCGAUGAGGCUGAAGAUCAUUGAAGGACAAUAUCUCGGUAUGAUAGACUGUCAUGAGAAAUUCGUGUUUCUUCUUGGCAAACAACCGCCUGAAGGGAAAAAGCUUGACGAGAAAGUGAAAAAAAUGAUAGAAACGUACUGGCCUGAGGAAUAA